This is a messenger RNA of Polyodon spathula (Mississippi paddlefish), 1433 nucleotides long. Its product is annotated as myelin and lymphocyte protein-like. NCBI's taxonomy places the organism in Eukaryota, Metazoa, Chordata, Actinopteri, Acipenseriformes, Polyodontidae. Gene Ontology annotation, cellular component: membrane. Gene Ontology annotation, molecular function: structural constituent of myelin sheath. Gene Ontology annotation, biological process: myelination. The coding region runs from base 81 to 542 and encodes 153 amino acids. The record is from RefSeq and is a predicted model, not a curated record. The transcript is spliced from 4 exons.
GCUUUAAAUAGGAGCACCUGUUUCUAACCCGUUAACUUGAGGAUUUGUUGGCGUUAAAGUGAUUAUCUUGAGCAGAGGACAUGAAAUCGUCAACUCAGGGAACAAGCGCCUUGCCAAGUGGACUCGGAGUAUUUACAACUCUGCCUGAUAUAUUCUUUAUCCCGGAACUUGUUUUCGGUGGACUAGUAUGGAUUUUGGUGGCAUCAACAAAGGUGCUUCUUGAAAACCCUCAAGGAUGGGUGAUGUUUGUGUCUGUGUUCUGCUUUGUCUUCACAUUUCUCUGGUUUCUACUCUUCAUGAUCGGAGUGAAUCAGAGCAGUCCUGCGUGGGCUUCGGUUGAUGUGGCUUAUCAUGGAGUUGCAGCUUUAUUUUACCUGAGUGCUUCCGUUGCACAGUCCUUUGCUACGAUAGCGUUGCAGGAUGAUUCGUUUAACUUUAAGUCUUACCAAGAGGACAUCGCUGCAGUAGUAUUUUCCUACAUUGCCACCCUGCUCUAUGUGAUCCACGUCAUGUUUUCUGCGUUCAGAUGGAAAGCUUCAUAAGUACAAGUGGGGGGGGGGGGGGGGGAUUUCACACUUAAAGGGUUUUUUGUUUUUACUCAUAAGGGCUUGCAUUAAUUCAAGGUUUGUUUACACACUUGGAGCUAGAGUUUAUAACAGUAUGAUGGCUCCUCCAUUGAUCUAAUUCAAACCAAAGUCUUAUUGUGAACCAAAUUCAAUAUAACAUGGAAGAUGCUUCCACCAGCUGUCUGUGUACUGUAUACAUUAUCUUUCUGUAUUUGAAAUUGUAUUACAGAAUUUAUGUAUAGUAGUGUGCACAGGGAUUUAAGUUUUUUCUUUUUUUUUUUUUUUUUUUUUUUUUUUUCUCUAAACAUGAACAAUAAGACCACAUCAAAACAAGUCCUGUAGAUUAACCAUUUUGGGUUGUCGGAAGGCAACAUUUUAACAGGGGUACACGACCUGUCUUGAGAGGGGCCACCCUUUAGUUUGAUUUGUCUUUUUCUACAGCAGCAUUGCAAAGUAGACAACUGGCUUUAUUGCCAUAUUUUAAAUUGUUAAUGAGCACAUAUUUGUAAUUUGAAGUGUUGAUUUAAAGGCUUUAAAUGUCAUACUGAUGCAUUUGUUGUGUUCAAAAUGUGUGUAUUAUAAUGUGUGUGGUUUGUCAAACAAUAAAUGUAUUUCCUAAAAAUGUAAUUGUGUGUAAGUUUGAAGCCCAACAUUCUUGUUUUAGACACUUGGAUUGCUAGUUGCAAAGAAGGGUAUGGCUAUGAGAUCUUCACUGCAGUAACAGUGCUACCCUUCUAUAACACUGUAGUUGGUGUCCAUAGUUACAAGAAUAUACUUUGAGAGCCUAAACCAUGCUUGUUCUGCUUUCCUUAAUAUAUAAAAGGAGAGCAAUGUAACUAAAUAGUUGAGGUAACUGAGUCAAGUAUA